GGUGUUGAGGAGGAGUCGUAUCGGAAGAAGGAGCUGCAACGUUCUGAAGAUGUCGUAGACAUUGAAUUUCUGAAUGCUUUACAACAGCCACUCAAGGACCUCUUCUCACAUCUGAAACUUUCUGCAGCUUUUCCCGCCCACCCCUCAUAUACGUGACCUUUCUAGUGAUACAGGUUUGUGCUGAGACUAAACCAUACUCGUUUGGGAGUGUGUGGGAACUGUGGACCAUGUUCUGCCUAUGGUUGUUCCUGCUCCCUUGCCUGAGCUUCGUGCCUCUGGCCUCAGCUCAGAAGGCCCUGGAUUUCCCACAGUAUGACGGGAAAGACCGCGUUCUCGACAUCAAUGACAAGAACUACAAGCGAGCCUUGAAGAAGUACAGCACGCUUUGCUUGCUGUACCAUGAACCCAUUCCAGACAACAAGGAGCAUCAAAGACAACACCAGAUGACUGAGCUGGUGCUGGAGCUUGUGGCUCAGGUUACAGAACAGAAGGACAUUGGGUUUGGAAUGGUGGACUCCCACAAAGAUGCAAAGGUCGCAAAGAAACUGGGUUUGGAGGAGGUGGGCAGUGUAUAUAUAUUUAAAGCUGAUCGGGUGAUUGAGUAUGAUGGCCUGCUCUCUGCUAACACCCUGGUGGAGUUCCUGUUGGAUCUGUUGGAGGAACCCGUGGAGGUGAUCGGGAAUGCUCUGGAGCUGAGGGCCUUCGAUAGAAUGGAGGAAGAUAUUAAGCUCAUUGGUUUCUUCAAGAGUGAAGACUCUGAUCACUUUGAUGCAUUUAAAGAAGCUGCAGAGCAGUUCCACCCUUACAUCAAGUUCUAUGCUACAUUUGAGAAGUCGGUGGCCAAGGAGCUCACUCUGAAGAUGAACGAGGUGGAUUUCUACGAACCCUUCAUGGAGGAGCCCGUCACAAUCCCAGGAAAACCUCUCUCUGAGGAGGAUAUAGUGGAAUUCAUAAAUGAACACAGGCGACCAACUCUGAGAAAGCUGCGUGCAGAAGAUAUGUUUGAGACCUGGGAGGAUGAUAUCGAGGGCAUCCACAUUGUGGCUUUCGCGGAGGAAGAGGAUCCUGAUGGCUUUGAGUUUCUGGAGAUCCUGAAGGAGGUGGCGAGGGACAACACUCACCUCCCCGACCUCAGCAUCAUCUGGAUUGACCCUGAUGAUUUUCCCCUGCUGAUCCCCUACUGGGAGAAGACCUUUAAGGUGGACCUGUUCAGGCCACAGAUUGGAGUCAUAAAUGUCACGGACGCUGACAGUGUGUGGCUGGAGAUGGACGAUGAGGAGGAUCUGCCCAGCGCUCAGGAACUGGAGGACUGGAUAGAAGAUGUUCUCUCUGGCAAAGUCAACACUGAAGAUGAUGAUGAUGAGGAUGAGGAUGAUGACGAUGACGAUGACGACGACGAUGAUGACGAUGACGAUGAUGACGAUGACGACGAUGACGAUGAUGAAGAUGACGACGAUGAUGAUGAUGAGUAAUUUAUGAGAAAAAUAUCUUGAUAAUCUUGACUCCUCAGUCUUUACUCCUCGGGCAAACACGUCUAUAAAUGACUGUUCAUAAUAAACAUGUCAACAGUG
Molecule: messenger RNA, 1571 nt
Organism: Solea solea (common sole)
Lineage: Eukaryota; Metazoa; Chordata; Actinopteri; Pleuronectiformes; Soleidae
Gene: casq2
Product: calsequestrin 2
Exons: 11
Coding region: 228-1472 (414 amino acids)
Biological process (GO): regulation of cardiac muscle contraction by regulation of the release of sequestered calcium ion
Cellular component (GO): sarcoplasmic reticulum lumen
Molecular function (GO): calcium ion binding
Source: RefSeq, a predicted model, not a curated record